Messenger RNA from Oikopleura dioica, 2031 nucleotides. NCBI's taxonomy places the organism in Eukaryota, Metazoa, Chordata, Appendicularia, Copelata, Oikopleuridae. The record is from the annotation of a GenBank genome assembly.
AUGAGGCGGUUGCUUGUGUUCUUUUUCGGGUCUCUAGAGGCGUCGCUGUACCAUGUGUACGAAAAUCACUAUAACUACAGACGACUUGGAGCUGGAAAGGCACCACCUGGAAGCCCUCUGCAAUUCAAUCUGAUAAGGCGAAAUGCGGGAGACUCUGUUCCUGAAACCCUGGACGCUGGAAAACUAGCUACAGCAAGAGGAUGCUUUGGUGAUGAUUUCGAGGCAUUGAAUGAAGAUUCAAGCUUCAACGAAGAAGCAGGAGCCAGCAUAAGUGACUUUCCUUGGCUCAGAAAUACUUGCUUGACUUUGGAAACCUGGUGCGAAGAUGAAGUUUGCGAUGCCAAGGAAAAACUGCUGGUCAACCAUCAAUGCGAAAAAUACCAACCGGUCAUCAGUGCAAAAAAACUGUCCCGAAUCGUCAUCAGAUCCGAGUUCCAAAAAGAGCUCAAGAACUUCGUGAGUUCUGAUGAUUCAUAUUCCAUCUUGAGCGAAGUCAAUUUCAACGGCCUGUCGAUUUAUAAAAUCAAGCAAAAUAUUACAUUCGAUUCUUCGUUCCCUUCAAAUUUGGCGGAUUCUCUUCGGGAAAUCAACGCUACAGCUGUGAUUGGAUCGAAAUUGAUAAAAAUUGAAAUCGAAGAUAGCAGAAUUGAGCUCUCAGACGUUGAAGACAUGAACAUGGACUUUUGGGAGCAGUUCAAAAUAUUCAGAAAUCACACGGAACUGAAAAAUCUGACUUUAUUUGGUGAAAUAGCGGCGAAAAACGAAGCGGACGAAUAUAUGAAAGAUGACCCUGACCAGCUCGGGCCGAAGCACCUUACCGAUGAAAUUUUGCUCAAAAACAAUAUUGAACCGAAUAAAGAAGAAUUGGAGAAGAGAAUGAAUACGCUCAGCAAACCACGGGAUUUUGAAGUUUCAUUUCCAGUUCAAAAAUAUCUUGAUGCCGUAAAAGCGCAAAAACAAAAGGAAUUCGACCAAAAAGCUGAUUUUCUCAUCUCUCUUGGAAAACGAUUAAUCGAACGACAAAAAGAAAUACUCAGAAAGAAGGGAAUAACGGUUGAUAAACUGAAUGCUGCAGCGGAAAAUCUAAAGAAGAGACUUGGUGAUGCUUUUGCGAUUGACGAUGGUGUUUCUUUGCGAACAAAUUCCACUCAUAAAAAUUCAACAGAAAUCGGCACUCCAAGAACUCAUGGGUUACUAUCAUCAACUGUAAAGGUACAAAACUCAGCGCUCGACAAAAUGACGACCAUCAACAAUACCAUCAUCUGCCCCAGCUUAUUCACUCACUUCUCAAACGCCUUUUUCUUCACAACUAUUACUGUUACAGCUGUUGGUUAUGGCGCGCAACAUGCCAGUUCUGACAGCGGAAAGAUCUUUAUUUGCAUUUUUUCGCUGAUUGCGAUUCCCUACACGCUUUUUUGCAUAAGUAUUAUUAGCAAGUGGUUGAGACGAUCUGGGGAGCGGCUAGCGGGAUUUAUGUAUGGAAAACCUGUUCGAGAGCUCAAAAUCCAUCAAAAAGUGAUUCUCUCAUCGAUUUACGGCUACUUUUGCUUGAUUUUCUUCUUUAUUCUUCCCGUUAUCAUGUUCCAAGUGAUUGAACAGUGGUCUCUUGUCGACUCGAUUUAUUUUUGCAUCGUGACGCUGACAACUGUCGGCUUUGGUGAUCUUUCCCCAAGUCCACUUCAGAAUAGCGAAGAUUUCAAUGGUGGCAAAUUCAUUAUGUUUUAUCGAUGGAUUUGCUGCCUUUGGAAGAUGAUGGGACUUGCUUUCAUUGCGUUUUUAUUUGAAAUCUACCAGGACAAUUUACGUGACGUUUUAUUUCACGAGGAAGAUGAAAAACCACUAGUCGAAAAUGAGCAUAAAGUUCCAGAAGACCCUAUCGAAGAAGACGAAGAAGACGAAAUUGUCCGUCAGACUCGUUCGAAACGCACUCGUCGAAUAGACAGCACAGACUGUCACCUUACAGCUCAGAAAUCGGCCAUUAAUUUCACGAAGAAUGUCAUCUUUCCUACUGAUAUAGAGCUAAAGCACUGA